This is a messenger RNA of Gymnodraco acuticeps, 4112 nucleotides long. It is a transcript of the gene slc17a8, whose product is annotated as solute carrier family 17 member 8. Bases 1384 to 3144 code for a protein of 586 amino acids. Gene Ontology annotation, cellular component: excitatory synapse; synaptic vesicle membrane. Lineage: Eukaryota; Metazoa; Chordata; Actinopteri; Perciformes; Bathydraconidae. Gene Ontology annotation, molecular function: neurotransmitter transmembrane transporter activity; L-glutamate transmembrane transporter activity. The transcript has 12 exons. Gene Ontology annotation, biological process: regulation of synapse structure or activity; monoatomic anion transport; synaptic transmission, glutamatergic. The record is from RefSeq and is a predicted model, not a curated record.
UAAAGAGUUCACAUGAACUAAGUUCACAUGAACCUUUGUGGGAAAAGUACCGCAGUGUGAAUGCGUCUAUUGAGGACUGAUGAUAAAGCACCUAUCCCAUGGAGCAUACAAGCGACUGCUGGGGUUGAUCACAUCGCUUCCCACUCCGACCACUAGAUGGUAGACUUUACUUACUCAAAAGUAAUAUGUUAUUUCAAAACGUCCUCAGUUUAAUUUAAGUAACAAUGCUAUUAUAAUAUUGCUUUCAACUAACCUAAUACAAUUAUGUGUAAUCUGUUUACAUAAUAUCUUUAUUUAUGUCAACAAUUAAAAUUGUGUAUUUCACUCCAUUGCUGUUCAUUAUCUUUAAUACAAAUUGGAUAAUUGAAGCAUGCAAGUCUUGCUGGUUGUAUUGUUAUUUUUGAAAUUAUAUUCGUUUAUUUAUUUGUAUUAUGUUUAAUGCAUUUAAUGUAAUAAUUCCUUAAAUAUCUAAUUGCCAUGCCAUACAGUAUACUCCCUUAAUGUUUCUUGUAAUGGAGCUGUGAUAUUUGUGAUACAAAGGACUUGAAAGAAGGUACCUCACUCUGAUAAACGUUGAGUUUCCCUCUGCUGACAAAACAGUAAUUUCAGGGAAUUGCCCAUCAGUGUCAGAUGGUAACAGAUUAGUAUUGUGGCUGCUAUUCAGCUUGAUUGCAACAUUUAUGACUUCUGUCACUCCCUCAGAAAUACAGAAAUUGUAAUUAUCAGUCAUGGAAAAAUUGGCAAUGUAAACCUGGAGCUUGACGGUUCUGUCUUAGGUUUCACCUGCUCCCAUUUUACACCACAGCAGUCCAGCUUCUCCUCAAUGCAACUUGUCAAGCUCAUGCAUAUUUAACUGUCUGGGCUGCUAUCAGAUGAACCUAACCAGCAGAAGGGGUGGUGCUGCGGAGAUGAUGAAGAUGUGUAAAGCGAGGGGGCUGGGUUUUAAGAGAACCAGCUCCACCUGCCCCUCCUCACCACGAGUGGAUGCAUUAUGAGAUGAAGACAGGAUCUAGACAAAAGGAAGCUCACAUGAUCUAGAGACUGAAACCUGGAUCUACACUUUCAUUUGCUCUCCUUGUUCUACACCAGUCUUUCUCUAAACUGGAUCUUAAGAAGAUGGAACAAGUUCCUGAGACUCUGGCUGUUUGGUACUUUGGACAUUGAGGAAUACUUCAGCCUUCUCUUCACUUCUCCACUGAAUCCUCACUCCAGAUAAAAGUGGAGAGGAAAAGCCUGUCUUCCCUCUGAGGGACCCGUGGCCCCAGCAAGGAUGAUGAACAGCAUCUAGUGGAUUUUCCCCCUUUGUCAGAGCUGAGUGUGUUAGUGAGGUAUCAAGACACUGCUUCCAGAUAAAAGAGGAGAGGAAACAAAGACAUUGAGAAAAUGCCUUUUGGUGGGCUAGCAGGUUUGAAGGAACAGGUGCUUAAGCCUGGGAAGGAGGAAGGGAAAAACACUGUGGGGGACUCUCUAGGAAAACUGCAAAGGAAAAUAGAUGGUAGUAAUGUAGAAGAAGAGGACCACAUUGAACUGACAGAGGAUGGGCGUCCGGUGGCUUCAGCCCCGCGUCCUGCCCCGCUGCUGGACUGCUACUGUGGGGGUUUGCCCAAGCGCUACAUCAUCGCCAUCCUCAGCGGCCUGGGCUUCUGCAUCUCAUUUGGCAUCCGCUGCAACCUCGGUGUGGCCAUUGUGGAGAUGGUGAACAACAACACCGUCUACAUCAACGGCACUCCUGUGAUGCAGAAAGCUCAGUUUAACUGGGACCCAGAGACAGUGGGGCUGAUCCACGGCUCCUUCUUCUGGGGCUACAUCGUCACUCAGAUCCCCGGUGGUUUCAUCUCCAACAAGCUGUUUGCCAACCGGGUGUUUGGGGCUGCCAUUUUCCUGACGUCCAUUCUCAACAUGUUCAUCCCGUCAGCAGCGAGGGUGCACUACGGUUGUGUCAUGUUUGUUCGCAUCCUGCAAGGCUUAGUGGAGGGUGUCACCUACCCAGCAUGCCAUGGGAUGUGGUCCAAAUGGGCGCCACCUCUUGAACGCAGUCGACUGGCCACAACUUCAUUCUGUGGAUCCUACGCAGGAGCAGUGAUAGCCAUGCCUUUAGCAGGAGUGCUUGUUCAGUACGUCGGCUGGCCUUCAGUCUUCUAUGUCUAUGGUGUUUUUGGGAUGAUAUGGUAUAUCGUGUGGCUGCUUCUGGCAUAUGGAAGUCCUGCUGAACAUCCAACCAUCACAGAUGAGGAGAGGACGUACAUCGAGACCACCAUCGGUGAAACAAUGCGCCAACUGAGUAAGACUGAGAAAUUCAAGACACCGUGGCGUCGUUUCUUUACCUCCAUGCCUGUCUAUGCCAUCAUCGUGGCCAACUUCUGCCGCAGCUGGACCUUCUACCUGCUCCUCAUCAGCCAGCCGGCGUAUUUUGAGGAAGUCUUUGGCUUCCCCAUCAGCAAGGUAGGGAUCCUGUCUGCUGUGCCCCACAUGGUGAUGACUAUUGUAGUUCCUAUCGGAGGACAGCUGGCUGACUAUUUACGCACUAACAAUAUCAUGUCUACCACAAAUGUGAGGAAAAUCAUGAACUGUGGAGGAUUUGGUAUGGAGGCUACUUUUCUGUUGGUAGUGGGGUGUUCUCACACACGCGGAGUCGCCAUCUCCUUCCUAGUUCUUGCUGUAGGGUUCAGUGGAUUCGCCAUCUCAGGUUUUAAUGUCAAUCACUUGGAUAUUGCUCCUCGCUACGCCAGCAUCCUGAUGGGCAUUUCUAACGGGGUGGGAACACUAUCUGGCAUGGUGUGUCCUAUUAUCGUUGGAGCCCUGACUAAAAACAAGACUCGUCUGGAGUGGCAGCACAUCUUUAUUAUUGCGUCCAUGGUGCAUUACACAGGGGUCAUUUUCUACGCUAUCUUUGCUUCGGGAGAGCUGCAGGAAUGGGCCAACCCUGAGAACAUCAGUGAGGAUAAACGUGGCAUUAUUGAUGAGGACGAGCUAGCUGAAGAAUCCGAGCUCAACAUGGAGGAUGCAAUUGCUCCAAAAAAGAGUUAUGGGACCACAGACAAUUCAUCUGGUGGAAAACAGGGCUUGAAAAAGAAGAGAGGUGUGACCAUGCAAGAGGAGGAGGAACAUUGUGGGAAUGGCGACUAUCAGGAUCGGUACCAGUGAGAUGCCCUGUGGGGGGGGGCUAAACACUUGAGACUGGUCAAGGCUGAAAGUUUCAUUUCACACCCGUGGAAAUGUCAGAAACAUCGGCAAAGUGACAGCAGCAGCUCCAUUUGUACCGCAAGAUGAUUUUUCUUUUGGUCAAUAUUCUACAGUUUAACUGUGAUGUACUGCAUUGUUAAAAAUCAUAUAUUAAAAACACAACAUAAAAAAGGAAAACAUCUAAAAUCAAGCAUCAUUUUUAAAUAGAUAAAAUUGGGACAAUACUAGUAAUCUCCACCGGCAUAUACUGUAGACUAGUGUGCUCAGUACAAUAGAAAGUAACCUCAGACUAACUAGUGCUGUUAUAAAAGAACAUCUGACUUGCAUAUCAACCUUGAAACCUGACAUCCCUGCAGCCUGCGUUGAUCGUACUCCAUCUGUGAAAGCAAACUAGACUAAACUUUAUGUGACUUACUUUGAGCCACCUGACGGUUUUUGAAAUGUUUUGUGUCAGCUAUGCACCGUAAAAAGAGCUGUGCUUCUGGAAUGUAAUACUCAGCUUGACAGCAGUGUUAAUGUUUUUUUGCUUGUAUGUAUUUGCUGUUGCUGAAUGAUUGCACUUUGUCAUUGCUUAGUUCGCUCUCCUAGUCUGUGCAGGUCCUAGUUCGACAUCUGUUUGUAUCACACUUCUUCCAGCAUAAUGUCAGCUUCAUGAUUUAAAGUGCUAUGAGCUCAGAAUAGGACAUAAAGGAGUGCAAGUUAAGUGCUGACGCUACUCGCAUUUAGUGUAACUAUUUAUUCUCCUGGUGGUUGUCUUUAUUGCAAUUUCUCAAUAUUUGAUACAUGAUGACCCAGUUUGUUUCUAAAAAAGAAUGUAGUGUCAUGUUUAACCCAUUAGAGUAUGGGGAAGUUACUCUUACUAUUUGUCUUUACUGUUAUAGAAAAGAAAAUUGAUUUUGUACAGUAAAUUAUUAUCUUAUUGUUUGAAA